CGAGCUGCGAUAUUGAACUUUCUGCUAAGUUAUUAAGUGAUCGAUUUCAUAAUUCAAUUCACGUAAUAAUUGUUAUAUCAUUGAGUAUUGUUUGUUGUAAUAAAUCGAGGAAGGGUGUGUGAUAUAGUGCUGUACAAUGGGUGAUACAAGAAAGAAGAAAAAGUAUUACUUUCGGAAAAGUAGAAACAAAUACUUUUUAGAACCCGGCUUUAGAGGUUUCUUUUGCACAUGUAACUUUAGAGAGAAGGACUGUGUAAAGGAAAUGUACAAUUUGCUGAAUGAGUACGCCGGUAAAUUAUAUCCAGACGUGGAUAAGGCACCGCCUGUCGUAGCUCCAACGGAUCGUGAUGACCAAUCUGAUAGUGAUUCAGAGAGUGAGACUGACAUUGGAGAUAUCCUCCGGCGCGAAGUGAACUCCAUUAAAAAUAACUCUCAAAAAUCUCUUAGGCACAAACGUUUUCAAGUAGUGGAAACCGGUGCAUCAAAUUGCAUUUUCAUAAAGACUAAUCUACCUUGCCCAGAAGAACUCAGUACAGCUAUAAUCAAAGAUUUGAACGCUACCAAAGUUCAGAAAACGCGGCAUGUGCUGCGCUUCUUGCCUAUUAUGGCUACAUGUAAAGCCAAUUUACCUGAUAUCAUGGAAUGUGCGGGAAAGCUUUUUGAUAAAUACUUCUUAAAGCAGUCUUCGACAUUUGCUGUUAUUUUCAACAAGAGGUUCAAUAGCAGUGUAUCUAGAGAUUUGGUGAUUAAGGAGUUGGCCGAAUUAAUUGUACUAAAAAACUGUAACAACAAGGCAGAUUUGAAAAAUCCUGGACUAUGUAUUAUUGUUGAAAUAAUAAAGGGCAUUUGUUUAUUAAGCAUUGUUGACAAUUAUUAUUCAUACAAGAAGUAUAAUUUACAUGAAAUAUGUAAGGAGGAGGCAAACAAUGACCAUGAGGAAUCACAGGCAAAGAAAUUUAAACCUGAUGUCCCUGAAGAAGAAGUGAAGUGAAUAAAUAACUAAUUUACUUUCCAACAUCUACUGCUAAAUUAUUAUUUUUUAAUCUUCUAGGCUAAGGCAACCUGUGCCCCCUAUAUCAAUAAUUCUUGCACCAAAUGUUUUUCUACUAUGUACUUUUUAAUUAAAUCUUUCACUAAGAUAUUAUAAUAAACAAUAUUGUUUAAUGAGA
Colias croceus (clouded yellow) is the source of this 1169-nucleotide messenger RNA. RefSeq names its product THUMP domain-containing protein 1 homolog. Gene Ontology annotation, biological process: tRNA modification. Lineage: Eukaryota; Metazoa; Arthropoda; Insecta; Lepidoptera; Pieridae. The coding region runs from base 137 to 991 and encodes 284 amino acids. The transcript has a single exon. The record is from RefSeq and is a predicted model, not a curated record. Gene Ontology annotation, molecular function: RNA binding.